AUGAAACUACUCGUCGGUCCUGUGUGCGCCUUCACAUUCGCUAGAUCAGCCUUCGCGAAUGUUGUCGAUGCUCAUCUUUUGGCUACGGAUACCAUCUUGCAGUCAGAUCUCUGUUUCUCGAGCCCUCUUCUCGCUGAACAGAUUUCAUCGUCAGAAUGGCAGUGCGCACGAAGCAGCACAGCCGGGAACGCAACCAGGCAGGGGUAUGAAGAACUGUCUUCGGACAACGACACCUCAGCAGACUUCGGCUGGACAGGUCCCCAUGCCUGCGAAGGAGUCUAUUGCGUUUACACCAACUCGUUAUUCGCAGGCGGCCGCGGAAUUGCCAUCAUAAGCGACGGACACACGGCUAAUGCUCUCGCCAAUCUGCCCAUUUUCAUCGACCUGUCCAGUUCUGCAGCAGAAUCGCUAGUGAAAACGGCCAAAGUCAACAUGCAAAGUCAAAAUGUUGAGACACGAGACAUCCCUGGCAAAGGCCGCGGGCUCGUCCCCACGCGGCCAAUCCAUCGUGGCGAGCAGAUCUUAGCAUACACGCCCGUGCUGGUCAUCCACCGGGCCUUUGUGGACGACCUGUCCAGGGAGCAACAGCUGCGUCUACUGCGCGACGCAAUUCACCGUCUACCCACGGCCACGCGCACGGUCUUCUGGAAGCAGCUGGGCCAGACGCACGAGGUUGGCGACGACGACAUUCUGGAUAUUGUGAUGAACAACUCAUUCAACCUCCCUCUCCAGCUCCCCGGAGAGACAAACAGCGCGAGCUUUAUUGGGAACUUUCCAGAGGUGUCCAUGUACAACCACGACUGCCGACCGAACGUGGCGUUCCACCUCGAGAGUGGCCUCAUCCAUCGCACGCAUGCCGUACGAAAGUCUGUGCCCAUCCAGCCAGGAGAAGAGCUAUCAAUUUCGUACGUGGAUUCUUUCCGAGCCAGGGAUGUGAGGAGGGCAAGGACCAAGCAGAACUGGGGUUUCGAGUGUACCUGCGCACAGUGUAUGCUGCCCUCGGCGCUGGUGAACGCGAGUGAUCACCGGCUGUGGAGGAUCUACGAGGUCGAAACCGCGCUGAGGUUAGACAUGACAGUCGAGACUGUCGACCACCAAAAGAGCAGCGAUCAAAGUAUGGGUGAUCUGGAUGCGGUGGAACUGUUGAUCUCUCUGUAUGAACAGGAACGCCUGCUUGAGUCUCACGGAUCUUCGACUUAUCAGGUCGCGGCGCUAUAUUAUAACGCGCACGGCAGGAGGGAGCUGGCGAUCAAGUAUGCACUUCUGGCGCUGGAGGCAGGUAUUGUGGAGGACGGGGCACGGUCUCGGAAUGUAGAAGAGCUAGUGUCUUUGCUGGAGAACCCUGAGAGCCAUUGGAGCUGGGGAAGAAGAGUGUAG
Cryphonectria parasitica EP155 is the source of this 1377-nucleotide messenger RNA. It is a transcript of the gene SET-6, whose product is annotated as histone-lysine N-methyltransferase activity protein. The transcript has a single exon. Gene Ontology annotation, molecular function: protein binding. The coding region runs from base 1 to 1377 and encodes 458 amino acids. NCBI's taxonomy places the organism in Eukaryota, Fungi, Ascomycota, Sordariomycetes, Diaporthales, Cryphonectriaceae. The record is from RefSeq and is a predicted model, not a curated record.